AUGAGCUACGUCGUGAAAUGGGGGAGGGAGAGGCUGCAUUUCCCACUUCCCCCUCCCGACACCAAGCUCUCUGCGAUUCGGCAUCAGCUCGCGGAGUAUACCCAGCUCCCCGCGCAGUCCUUUAAGCUCAUCCACGCCGGCGCCGUCAUGAAGGACGACAACGCACCAUUAUCGGCGUACGGCUUAAAACCCAACUCUACGAUCGCCCUCGUCGGGGGCGGCGAAUCGCCGCCUUCGAGUACCAAACGCUCGCGCAAGCAUGCAGAAAAGUCCACAUCCGCCGAGCGCACCGAGGCCAGCACGGUCGCACAGAUCCAAGGCGAGCUCGACGCUGUCCGCAACAACCUGCUCCCAGACGUCGACGAGUUCCUCACCGCGCUCGAACCGGGGGCGAUUUCUACAAGCACCGCCCCAGCACCAGCGCCCGCGCAGACAACCGGGCUGCGUCAGAACCAGCUCGGCGGGCGCCAGCAGGACCUUGCGCUAGAACAUGUGCGGCUGGGCGAGCUGCUGCUACAGGCGCUUCUUCGGCUAGAUGCGAUCACCACUGAGGGCGAGUGGGAAGAUGCACGCAGAGAGCGCAAGGGCGCUGUGAAAGAGGUGCAGGCACUCUUGGAUCGACUAGACGGGGGCUGGCGGACGCGGAAGGCACAGCGGGCCUAA
Messenger RNA from Postia placenta MAD-698-R-SB12, 663 nucleotides. RefSeq lists its product as hypothetical. NCBI's taxonomy places the organism in Eukaryota, Fungi, Basidiomycota, Agaricomycetes, Polyporales, Adustoporiaceae. Gene Ontology annotation, biological process: protein stabilization. The coding region runs from base 1 to 663 and encodes 220 amino acids. The record is from RefSeq and is a predicted model, not a curated record. Gene Ontology annotation, cellular component: cytoplasm; nucleus; cytosol. The transcript is spliced from 3 exons. Gene Ontology annotation, molecular function: protein-folding chaperone binding; adenyl-nucleotide exchange factor activity.